AUGAUUAAGGUGAAUAUCAGCUAUAUUCAUUAUCCUUUAGGGUCAUUACUAAACAAUCACAGCCGGAAGUUGUUUUUACCAUACACCUCAAGAUUUAUUUCAUCUUCCAUUUUUAUUAAAGGAAAAACACCAGAUUGCAAAAAUCUUGAGAAUAAUCUUGAAUUGAAUAAUCCGAAUGAGAAAAAAAUAAAUUGUGACAAAAUCGAUAGGAUAAAACAAGAAUCAGCACAAAAUGGAACUUCCACUCAAAGUGAAAUGCAAAAGAGUGAGGUGAAAUUACAGCUCGACCAGUCAUUUCUGAGUGCAAGCACUGAAGAAAUGAUAAACAAUCAAGUUAUUCCAACCGAUAAUCGAACUGGGAAUAAAACUGAGUCUGUAUCUUCAAAUAAAACAGAACGUUUGAUAACAGGUAUUGGAAACACAACGGCAGAAUUAAAAGAGGAAACUGAAAAAGAAGACAUUCAGAAUGGAAUACAGACCAUCAAACCUAGAAAUAAAAUUAAAAACACCAGUGAAAACUGGACAAAAUUACAGGAUCUAAAUUUGUUUAAAUACAUUGGCAGCGACUAUCAAACUAAUCACAUUAUUGGAAAAAUUGCUGGCAAGAAUGCAUAUAAAUCGCUAAUUUCCAUGCUUUCGAAAAAUAAUAAAAUAACUAAUAACUCAUCUUUCACUGAGUUCAAUCCUUUUGAUUAUGAUGAUUAUUUGUACCUUUUGAGUGGGACGCUCAAAAGAAAUGUAUCCAGUGGUAAGGAGUUCAAGAUUAACAAGUAUCAAAUGUUCAUUCAGAAAAAUGCUGAGAGACUAUCUCAAUUUCAAAAAGAAUUUAAUGGCAAGCACAAGGGUCACAGUAAUAGCAAAUUUAACAAAGAAACCAGAGAAGCAUACAAAACCCUACUCUCAAAACUAUUCAAUAACAUAAUUUCAGAAUGCUAUUUUGAUCAAAACUUGGAAACAACCACUCGAAAAUUGAACACAUUUAGUAGAAUGGAUGAAAAGCCUGGAUUUGGUUCAUUGGUACAGUUUGUUGACAACAGCCACUUUUUAGCGCUAGGAAGUCGUUAUCCAAAUGUAUUAAAUUUCGGGUUGGUGAUCAAUGAACAAAAAACAUUGUUUAAUGACUUGACAGGUGUUAGUGAUAGUGGCGCUAAAGGCAAUUUUAAUAAGAGUCAGAAUUUAUUUCUCAAAAAUACUAUUCCAGUACUAACAAUUGAUAAAAAAGUCGUUGACAUCAGGCCAAACCAAAUUAGUUUUCAAAUUAACUCAUUUUUCGACCAGCAUAAAUUAUACGAUAUAAUCAGCGAAAUUGAUAACAUUGAAAAGGCUUUCACGUUUAGAGAAAAUCUUUUAAACUUUUUGAUAAUGUUUCUUGUUGAAUUCAACUUGUUAGCUUCGAAGAUGAUGAACGAUAUAGAUUUACAGGUCAAAUCGGCAUUUGAUAGCUUGUCCAAUGAAAGCUCAAUUAAUACAUUGAACUUGGCUUAUUUCAUGGUAAAUUUGCCAUUUUUUAAAAAUAAUAGUAACUCAAGUUUUAUACUAUAUUCUUAUAACUUCUUUGAUAUUCCUAUCCUAAAUGCUAUACUAUUCUAUGCACUCCACUUAUCAGUUAUUAAUAAUCCUGUGCGGUUUUUGCACUUAAGCUCUCCGUUAUAUUUACCAUCUACAAAAGCUAAUAAUCAAUCAAGUAACUCGAUUGUUCAAUCCAACGGAUUGAUAAACUACAACUACUAUUUAAAUACAUCAAAAAAUGUAAUUUGGAUAAAGCACGCUAUGCAAAUUUUGGAUGAUGAUAAAAAUAUAAAAAAUGUACAACAUUAUGUUGAUCUUUUUUUAGUUAAAUACCUUGAAUGUAUCUGGGCUAUUAAUGAAAAGGGACAGGAAGACUACCAGGUAGAUAUGAACUCAGUCAUAAAUAGUGUUUUCAUAUCAGAUGAGGAGUUACAAUAUCUUACUAGCAUUAUAACUUUGAUGAAGUACUAUGUCAUGUAUCCACAUUAUGAAUUGGGAAAGUAUGUAAAAAAAAUUGUGGGACCAUUGCUAGUGUACGAAAAGUCUCGUUUGAUUUCAACGCAGAAUUUGAAUUAUUUGAGCAAAGCUCAUGGUUUAUUUUACAAUCCUUUAACUAGAGACUAUCAAUCUUCCAACUUCGGUUUCAAUAUCAAAGUUCUGGAGAAUAUAACAGAUUCUGACUACUUUACUGAUGCGUUAUUAUCAUCAGAUCCAACUAUCAAUGAAGAUUACUUGAAAAAAUUCAAUUCGAUUCGAACCAGUCCUAAGACUGUACACUACUUUUUAAAGCUAUUCGGUGUUUAUGACAAGAAUAGUGAUAUUUUUUUGUCAAACAGUUUGAUAAUUGAAACGCCAGCUCGAGAGGCUCCUGCUGUUUCUCGAUUGCAAAUUGACGCCCACAUAAAGGCACUUUGUGAGCAAAAUUAUUUUAAUUAUUCUGUUUCUCAGAGAUUACGAUCGAAAAAAAAUGAAAAACUUGAUCCCAACAAAUACAGUAGCGCAAAAGGUGCUAAUGUGGGAAAUUUCGAUUUUUUUCAUCAUCUUCGAUCAAAUGAAACAGAAAUUCCAACUAAAAUAUUUGGCUUGCCGAGCAAGUUUAUACACGAUUCAUUAGGUUUGCCAUCUUAUUGUUCUGAUAUGGGGGUUUCCUUAGAGAUGGUUGACUCAAGGAACUGGAAAUUGAAGUUUUAUAUUCCUGAUAUUGGAAGCUUCAUUGCACCAAACUCUUACCUCUUUGAGAAAAUCACCCAAAACUGCUCACUCAAUUUUGAGAUAGGAAAUGAGUUUUUCCAUUAUUUGCCAAAGAACAUUAUAUAUCAACACUGCUUAAAGUGCAAGUCGCAUAGGGAGGUAGACUACUCAAGCAAAUAUUUAAAUGUUAAUGAGGACCCAGAUUCAAACUCGAAUUUUGAUUUAUUGUUUGAUUGGAGAGGCCAAAACAUUACCCAGGUUUUGACAUUGACAUAUAACUACAAAAACGAGAUUGAAGAUCCAUUUAGGUUGGAAAAUGAAGUAGAGAUAAAACUUGAAAACAUUGCACAUAGUGAUAUAAGAGUGUUAAGAAUGAAAGAAUUAGAUGAAGUAAUCAACGAAAGAUUCAGUCUUUUGAAUAAAUUUGGGCUUUUGAAUAGUACAAACGAUAAUUUUGAAGAAGAAAUGGAAAUUGAUGAGUUGACCCGACAAGAAAGGGAUUUGAUAUAUCAAAUCUACCAGGUAGUUUUGACAAAACAUGAGGAAAGAACCCAAAAUGGAAACUCCUUAGAAUCUGAAAUUGAAAAUAAUUUGCCCGAGCUAAAAUUAAAUGGUGAGUCAGUGACAAUGGCACCAAACAACUAUACAGCAAAUAAAGUUGAUAUUUUUUUAAAGGAGUUGCGGUUGAUGAUUGAUGACUUUGUAGCAAGGUUUGCAGCAGACAACAAAAUCCCUAUGUUAAUCCAUGGUCAAUCAUUGAUUGGUUUUGGCAACACUGGUGUGGAGGAGACAUACAAUAAUGAAGCUUUAAAUCGUUUGUAUAAGUUUUUUAGUGGACACUAUCAGAAAGAUUCAAAUCAGUUAAAAGAAACACCAGAUAUAAAGGAUUCGGAAAACUUGAAAAAUUUUAAAAACUUAACAUAUUCCAAAAAUUUAAAAGCAUUCAUUCAUCGAACCACAGAUAAGUGGACUAAAGUAUCUGAAAAAGUGCCUAGUCUGUCAGAAGAUGGUAGAGAAGUGGUUACAUCCCACAGCAUUCAUCCUCGAUACUUUGCCACAAGUUAUGAGCAUUUUACUCUUUGUAAAGAUAUAAAUGGUAAUGUUGCAGACGUGCCGUUUUUGUGUGGGGUCAAUUAUUUGAAUAAAGAAAGAGUAAUAACCGAUGUUUGCAAGAACAAAGAUGAUUAUGUGCACGAAAAGUUGGGGUUGAUAAAAGGAUAUGUCAAACUAUCCACGCCAUUCGAGUCCAUUGAGACUUUGAUCAAUAGCUGGCAGAUAAUACUUUAUUUAAAUGAUAAGUUUUUGGACUUCUUCUACGGAUACCAAUACCAGGAGAAGUACAAGCGAUUUGAUCCCAGUUUAUUGAAGAUGAAGGGAUACUUGAAGAAAUAUUCGUCAAGCGAGUUGAAGGAACUAUAUUAUAGCAAAGUUCACAACAAGAACGAGCGGUUGAUGUGUCUCAUUGACUACAAGGUCAAGAAAUAUUGGACGUUGUACUAUAUCAAAAAGCAAUACAAAGAGCAGCCAGACUUGGGGUGGUCAUUUGAGUGCGUGGUUCUCAAUAAUUCACAGUUUCCUGAUUACUCGGUUGGAUACUGCCAGCAGUUGGGAGUGGAUGUGGAAUUGCUAUCACUAAACAAGCAGCAUCAUUUGGUGGUUGGUGAUAAAGUGAUAGCAGACAAGAUAGUCAAGCUUGAGCCUGUUGAGGGCCGAAUAGUGAUGUUAAUUGCACUGUAA
Messenger RNA from Ascoidea rubescens DSM 1968, 4437 nucleotides. RefSeq lists its product as uncharacterized. The record is from RefSeq and is a predicted model, not a curated record. The transcript has a single exon. Bases 1 to 4437 code for a protein of 1478 amino acids. NCBI's taxonomy places the organism in Eukaryota, Fungi, Ascomycota, Saccharomycetes, Ascoideales, Ascoideaceae.